Molecule: messenger RNA, 558 nt
Organism: Aspergillus oryzae RIB40
Lineage: Eukaryota; Fungi; Ascomycota; Eurotiomycetes; Eurotiales; Aspergillaceae
Exons: 2
Coding region: 1-558 (185 amino acids)
Source: RefSeq, a predicted model, not a curated record
AUGGAAGUCCCGAUGGGCUGUUUUACCAAAAUCCCAAUGGAGAUCCUCCUCGAAAUAGCUAGUUUACUGGACAUCAAGUGCCUCAGCAACUUAUUAGCGGCAAAUGAGGACAUUGCAGCUCAUUGUCUCCAUCUAGUAACGCUGCCACGUCUUGUACAUGUUAUUCAACAGAUCGACAUUGACAGCCUCAUGAACCUCCUGAUAGUCGGGAUAGAGCCUAACACCACUGACAGCGAAGGGAACACGUUACUCGCUAUUGCCAUGAAGAGGUCAGAAACUGUCGAGGAGAACGUGCCCCAGAAUGGGGAGGAACGUGCAAAAGAGAAGCCUAGACAGUCUGAUAAAUUACCCGAACUGAUCGCGCUCCUACUACUGUGUGACGCUGAUCCAAAAUUACCAAACCGGUAUAACAGGCUGCCUCUCGAUUUUGCUAGUUUGGAGAUUCUCAAGAAUAGAGAAUUAUGCGCCGCUCUAUACGAAGAAGGGGCCAGGGUCACUGACCUUGCUACUGUUGGGCGCAUAUAUGAAUUCUACGAGGAGGCUUCUACAAAGACAUGA